AUGGCGAACUUGGCAAAGCUUGAUUUUGCUGCCCUGGACAUUACUGGGAAUAAUUACCUUACCUGGGUACUGGAUACUAAGAUCCAUCUAGAAGCAGGGAAUCUUGGAGAUACCAAUAGAGAAGAAAACAUCUCAUCCUCUCAAGAUCGGGCGAAGCCUAUGAUCCUUAUUCGUAGCCAUCUUGAUGAGAGACGAAAGAGCGAAUAUUUAACGGUUGAAGAUCUGUUAGCUCUCUGGAAGGCAUUGAGAAACAGAUAUAAUCACAAGCCAAUUGUGAUUCUUCCAAAGGCUCACUAUAAAUUGACUCACUUAAGGAUCCAGGAUUUUAAGUCAGUGGCUGAGUACAAUUCAGUGUUGUUCAAAAGUACCUCUCAGAUGAAGCUCUGUGGAGAUACCACUACUGAGGAAGAUAUGCUGGAAAAGACUUUCAGCACAUUUCAUAUCUCUAAUGUGCUCCUCCAGCAACAGUAUAGAGCACGAGGCUUUAUUGAAUACAACUAG
Messenger RNA from Pyrus x bretschneideri (Chinese white pear), 501 nucleotides. RefSeq lists its product as uncharacterized. NCBI's taxonomy places the organism in Eukaryota, Viridiplantae, Streptophyta, Magnoliopsida, Rosales, Rosaceae. The record is from RefSeq and is a predicted model, not a curated record. The transcript has a single exon. The coding region runs from base 1 to 501 and encodes 166 amino acids.